UCUACUGAAACCAUUGCCCGACACUUUGUUAUCUGGACAGUCGACGAGUUGCUCUCACCUUCAGCUCCUCCUUCCCAGACUUUCCCUCGCCUCUACCUUUACAACUCCCUUGCUCUUCUGCGCGAUCUCCGCGACACACCUGCGAUUGACUCCCGAUCUUCGUCGAGAGAGUUCCCACAAUCUAUGAGGAUUUCGGACGCGUGUCUGAGAUAGUUCUAGCCUUAGCCACCAGCUUAGGCUGCCUAUAUGGGUAUGUUAUCCAGUGAUUGCCAUGACAAAGCAGCAACAGCGGUGGUCAUUGCCUAAGGCUAAUACAUCUCAACGCAGGAAACACUAUGGAGUAUCCCCUGCGGAAUGCUGCUUACAAGCCUGACCCUGGUGAUACGGAUACUAAGGAUAUCGAGCUCAACAUCAAGGCAAACGAUCUCUGCCUAGCCGAUAAUCUUCUUAAACCAUUAAGCGACGAGGAUGCAGACGCUGUGGCACAACUUCCAGAUAAAAAAGCUCAAAUCGUCGAUGCGAGCGACGCGAAAAAACUCAUCGGUAUUUGCGUGGGACUCGAUACCAUUGUCAGCAAAAAAGGUGGCCAACCAACCAUGAUGAUCAUUGUGGGCGCUUGGCCCAAAGCGACCCCAAGCACUGUAUGGGCGCUCCUCAUAAGCGAUUCCCAUCAAAACCGCCUUCCGAUGGUGCAAUACCUCAUCGGGUGCAAGAUGUCUGGGUUCAAGAAACUCAGCAGAGGCGGACUUGACACCAGCAAAUUGCACCCAGAGUUCCUGCAAUGUACUGGAUCGACUUUGUCGGCUUUGAUCAAACACUACUUCUUCAUGUCUGGCGUAUUUGUUCCGUACGAUUUGCAUAUCAAGAGCCGAUCGUAUAAACAAGAGAUCCUCAAAGCUACGAAAUACAAGCCAUUCUGCACUCCACCCAGUGAAGAAAGGCGCAAGAAUCAGAGAAAUCACUCUGCUCCACUGCACAAGUGCGCGGAGAAAACUUUUGAAUCCCAGUGGAAAUCAUUGGAUGAUGAAACAGGAACCAUCAAAUCCUUGCGCAAUGGCUACCAGUACAAAUUAAAAAAAGCUCAAGUGGAGCGAAGGAACGCCGAACAGGCUGUUCUAAAGGCCCAAGCAGCUGUGCAGAAAGCCACACAGAAGAUAAAGGAUUUGCAAAGAAAGGACGUCGCUAUGGCCUCCCGAGAGAUGCAAAAGAAGCUGGAAAAAGAAUCUCUCCUCGAUUCGCUCUCCGAGAGGGAACGAAGUUUAUUCAAAAUGGCAUGGGAAGGAGGUAGAAAAUCCCAUGAGAGGGGAGAUGAAGAGCCAUUGCUCAAGCGCCAGAGGAAAUGAUUCGCGCUUCAGCUGAAGACGGCAUGCUUCAAGUCGGGAAUGAAAGAGGGGAUUCUGGGGGGAGAUUGCAAUGGAUGGAUCUCAUGGUUUUAUGUUUCUGAGCUUUUAAUCACAACGUCAAAGCAGGCAAU
This is a messenger RNA of Periconia digitata, 1474 nucleotides long. NCBI's taxonomy places the organism in Eukaryota, Fungi, Ascomycota, Dothideomycetes, Pleosporales, Periconiaceae. The record is from the annotation of a GenBank genome assembly.